GUCUUUCAUCCAUUGUUGGGAACUUGGGAUCCUCCGCAGCCAAAGAGUUGGAACUCCGAUCUCAUCUCAUCGCUAGGAAAUAGAGAGCAAUGGCGAUCAAGAAGAGGAUGGUUUCGGUCCCAGUUCUAUGGUGCUUGCUUUUCCUCACCACCAUCGUCCUCAUUCAGGCUAAAUCUAACAAGGAGGAUUUGAAGGAAGUGACAAACAAGGUUUUCUUUGACAUUGAGAUUGAUGGGAAGCCUGCUGGCCGAGUUGUUAUGGGUCUAUUUGGCAAGACAGUGCCGAAAACAGCGGAAAACUUCCGAGCUCUCUGCACAGGCGAGAAAGGCAUGGGGAAAAGUGGAAAGCCACUUCAUUACAAGGGAAGCUCAUUCCACCGAAUCAUCCCCAGCUUUAUGAUCCAGGGCGGGGACUUCACCCUCGGUGAUGGAAGAGGUGGAGAGUCUAUCUAUGGCCUUAAAUUUGCUGAUGAGAACUUCAAGAUCAAGCACACUGGACCAGGACUCCUUUCCAUGGCCAAUGCCGGAAAAGACACUAAUGGAUCACAAUUUUUCAUCACAACUGUGACAACCAGCUGGUUGGAUGGAAAACAUGUCGUCUUUGGAAAAGUAUUGUCAGGAAUGGAUGUGAUAUACAAGGUCGAAGCAGAAGGCCGACAGAACGGAACACCAAAGAGCAAGGUUGUGAUCGCUGACAGCGGCGAACUUCCUCUGUGAUGACAUUAAACACUUUGUGUAGGACGAAGCUUAGCUCUCUAUAGUUGCCUCUUUUCACUCAUGAGAACCUUAGUUUUACUGCAAACUGUUGAGAUGUUAUCUGACAGUCUUGUUACUUAAGUUUUGUGGCAAACAAUAAAAAAAUAAUCUGGUUUCAAGUGAUAUGA
This is a messenger RNA of Dioscorea cayenensis subsp. rotundata (Guinea yam), 883 nucleotides long. RefSeq names its product peptidyl-prolyl cis-trans isomerase CYP20-1-like. Gene Ontology annotation, biological process: protein folding; protein peptidyl-prolyl isomerization. The record is from RefSeq and is a predicted model, not a curated record. The transcript is spliced from 7 exons. NCBI's taxonomy places the organism in Eukaryota, Viridiplantae, Streptophyta, Magnoliopsida, Dioscoreales, Dioscoreaceae. Gene Ontology annotation, molecular function: peptidyl-prolyl cis-trans isomerase activity. Gene Ontology annotation, cellular component: intracellular membrane-bounded organelle. Bases 90 to 716 code for a protein of 208 amino acids.